This is a messenger RNA of Pieris macdunnoughi, 588 nucleotides long. Lineage: Eukaryota; Metazoa; Arthropoda; Insecta; Lepidoptera; Pieridae. The record is from the annotation of a GenBank genome assembly.
AUGGCCUAUACCUGGGAUAACAGAGUUGCUUUCGUCGUGAGAUACCUUUACGAUAUCGACAACAACGGCUACCUUGACUCACACGACUUCCAAUGUCUCGCUUUGCGGACGUGUGUCCUCGAAGGCAAAGGUGACUGCAGUGCGGCCCGGCUUCAGAAAUACCAGAACAUCAUGAUCAACCUCUGGGAGGAGAUCUCUAGGCUCGCUGACUUCGAUAAGGUGCCAGACUAUGACGGCACAGUUUCGGUAGAAGAAUUUAAGCAAGCUGUGAAAAACACCUGCGUCGGAAAGAAAUACGAAGAUUUUCCCCAAGCAAUGAAGGCGUUUAUCGAAACUAACUUUAGGAUGAUAGACAUCAAUGCUGAUGGUCUGAUGGGGAUUGAGGAGUUCCGUUAUGACUGCAUUCAACGUAUGGUCGUGGAAGACAUUAAAGUGAUUGAUGAUGCCUACAACUCAUUGUUAAACGAUGACGAUAGAAGAAAAGGUGGCAUUUCCUUAUCGAGAUAUCAAGAACUCUUCGCACAAUUCUUGGCUGACCAGAACGAGAACUGCCCUGCCAGCCUACUUUUCGGCCCAUUAGAACUUUAA